UCCACCCUCCACCUAACCAUCAUCACCUCCUCCUCCUCAUCAUCAUCCACCAUCUAAGUUCAACCCUCACAACAACACCGCCCUCCUCGAUUCAUAACAACAUUCACAAUGUCGGACGAGCACAAGAAGCUGGCCAUCAACAGUGAUUCUUCAGGUGCUGCUCACAAGGAGGUUGACGAGACCGCCACGGCCAUUUUGAAGAAGAAGAAGAAGCCUAACAGCUUGACCGUUACCGAUUCCAUCAACGAUGACAACAGCAUCAUCGCCCUGUCCAACAACACCAUGGAGACUCUCCAGCUCUUCCGGGGUGACACCGUUCUCGUCAAGGGCAAGAAGAGAAAGGAUACAGUUUUGAUCGUGCUCGCCGAUGACGAGCUCGAUGACGGCAGUGCCAGAAUCAACCGGACUGUUCGCACCAACUUGCGUGUUAGACUUGGUGACGUUAUCACUGUUCAUCCUUGUCCUGAUAUCAAAUACGCCAAACGCAUUGCUGUGCUCCCUAUCGCGGAUACCGUCGAGGGCCUUACCGGUUCUCUCUUCGACGUCUACCUGAAGCCAUACUUCCUAGAGGCCUACCGCCCAGUACGGAUGGGAGACUUGUUCACAGUGCGUGGGGGUAUGCGGCAAGUAGAGUUCAAGGUCGUCGAGCUGGAUCCUCCGGACUACGGCAUUGUGGCACAGGACACCGUCAUCCACUGCGAGGGCGAGCCACUGAACCGCGAGGACGAGGAAGGAAACUUGAACGAGGUCGGAUAUGACGAUAUCGGUGGUUGCAGAAAACAGAUGGCACAGAUUCGGGAGUUGGUUGAGCUUCCUCUGAGGCAUCCUCAGCUUUUCAAGAGCAUCGGUAUCAAACCUCCGAGGGGUAUUCUCUUGUACGGUCCUCCCGGUACCGGUAAGACACUGAUGGCUCGUGCCGUUGCCAACGAGACCGGUGCCUUUUUCUUCCUGAUCAACGGUCCCGAGAUCAUGAGUAAGAUGGCCGGAGAGUCUGAGUCCAACCUGCGAAAGGCUUUCGAGGAGGCAGAGAAGAACUCUCCUGCCAUCAUCUUCAUCGACGAAAUCGAUUCUAUCGCACCCAAGCGUGACAAGACCAACGGAGAGGUCGAGCGAAGAGUUGUUUCCCAGCUUCUUACUCUGAUGGACGGAAUGAAGGCACGCUCCAACAUCGUCGUUAUGGCCGCCACCAACAGACCAAACUCCAUCGAUCCCGCUCUUCGUCGAUUCGGACGUUUCGAUCGUGAGGUCGACAUUGGCAUUCCCGACCCAACUGGACGUCUUGAGAUCCUUCAGAUCCACACCAAGAACAUGAAGUUGGCUGACGGUGUUGAUCUCGAGUCCAUUGCUGCUGAGACCCACGGUUACGUCGGUUCCGAUGUUGCCGCGCUGUGUUCCGAGGCUGCUAUGCAGCAGAUUCGUGAGAAGAUGGAUCUCAUCGAUCUUGAUGAGGACACCAUCGACGCCGAGGUCUUGGAUGCUCUGGGUGUCACCAUGGACAACUUCCGCUUCGCUCUCGGCGCUAGCAACCCAUCCGCUCUUCGCGAGGUUGCCGUUGUCGAGGUUCCCAACGUUCGCUGGGACGAUAUUGGUGGUCUGGAGGGCGUCAAGCGCGAGCUCAUCGAGUCCGUCCAGUACCCCGUCGAGCACCCCGAGAAGUUCCUCAAGUUUGGCAUGUCGCCAUCCCGCGGUGUUCUCUUCUACGGACCCCCCGGAACCGGUAAGACUCUGCUUGCCAAGGCUGUUGCCAACGAGUGUGCGGCCAAUUUCAUCUCCAUCAAGGGUCCCGAGCUGCUAUCCAUGUGGUUCGGAGAGUCUGAGAGCAACAUCCGUGAUAUCUUCGACAAGGCUCGCGCUGCUGCGCCUUGUGUCGUCUUCCUGGAUGAGUUGGAUUCCAUUGCCAAGAGUCGUGGUGGAUCCGUUGGAGAUGCUGGCGGUGCCAGUGAUCGGGUUGUCAACCAGCUUCUGACCGAAUUGGAUGGUAUGGGAGCCAAGAAGAACGUCUUCGUCAUCGGUGCUACCAACAGACCCGAACAGUUGGAUGCUGCCCUUUGCCGACCUGGACGUCUUGACACCUUGGUGUACGUUCCUCUUCCCGACGAGAAUUCCCGCGCGGACAUCCUCAAGGCACAGCUGAGGAACACUCCUGUUGCCGGUGAUGUCGACCUGCACUUCAUUGCGUCCAAGACCCACGGAUUUUCUGGUGCCGAUCUUGGUUUCAUCACCCAGCGCGCUACCAAGAUUGCCAUCAAGCAGGCGAUCGGCGCCGAGAUUGAGGCGCAGAAGGAGCGGGAGCACGCCGGCGAGGGUGGCAUGGAGACAGAAUACGAGGACCCCGUGCCAGAGCUCACCAAGGCUCACUUCGAGGAGGCUAUGGCUUCUGCCAGGCGAUCGGUGUCUGACGUUGAGAUCCGACGCUACGAGGCUUUCUCGCAGAGCAUGAAGCAGGCCGGCGGCAUGACGACGUUCCGCUUCCCCACAGCCGAGGAGGUCGGAGGAGCUCCUGGCUCUGGUGACGGCGGAUUCGGACAGGCAGCUGAGGACGAUGACUUGUACUCAUAGAUUGUUUGUUUGGGGAUUCUUUCGGGGCCGGGACUGGAAUAGGGUAGAACCGGGACUUGGGUAGUUUGCUGAAUGGUUUUACGACUCUGAUAAUGUCUUUUUACCCUUUGAAUGAAUCGAUCGGGGUUUUUCUGUUGGCUUUU
Molecule: messenger RNA, 2702 nt
Organism: Tricharina praecox
Lineage: Eukaryota; Fungi; Ascomycota; Pezizomycetes; Pezizales; Pyronemataceae
Product: P-loop containing nucleoside triphosphate hydrolase protein
Exons: 8
Coding region: 109-2559 (816 amino acids)
Biological process (GO): retrograde protein transport, ER to cytosol; mitotic spindle disassembly; autophagosome maturation
Cellular component (GO): VCP-NPL4-UFD1 AAA ATPase complex; nucleus; cytosol
Molecular function (GO): polyubiquitin modification-dependent protein binding; ATP hydrolysis activity; ATP binding
Source: RefSeq, a predicted model, not a curated record